GUCGUUUCUGUUCCGGUGAGUCUUGAGCGCAUCGCGUCCCGUUGUCACAGCUCUCUCAUGGACAAAAUGGAUGAAGAGCCUUGUGUUUAUUUUGAAUGCAGAAGAUAUUAUUUAUCUGAGUACUAAGCUGAAAAUCGAAGACUUAAACAUCUUGAAGUAGUGCUGUUAAAAACAGAGGUAAGAUGGAUGAGGAAAGUUCCCUCAGUAAGGAGAAGACCUGGGGCUUCAGACGAAGCACCAUCGCCAGAAGGGAGUUUUUGGAAGCCGUUGGCACUGUGAUCAGCGUCCCUCCUGCAACACGUGGUGGCGGCCGCCAGUCCAGGGGUCGAGGCAGGGCUCGUGGUCGUGGUAGGACGAAACAAGACAUCGGGGCUGGUGUGGUUUCUGCUUCCCACAAGCGAUCUAACAGGGGCCGAAAAAGUGCGUUGUCCGUGCUGGUGCAUUCCGAUGAAAAGUCUGAUAAAGAUGAAGAGCAAUGCAGGACAGAUGGACAGCUGUGUGUUGCAACCGAGCUGAUAUCCAUCAGUGAGGGAAGAGUAUCGGAUCGAGCAGAAGACAGCGACGAUCUCACUCUCACAGAAAUUCGGAAACGAGCUAUGUCUCGACAGCUUGAGCAACUUAAAUGUGAAGAUAAUGAUGUUGUAAAAGACAUUGAAGAAUAUAAUGCUGAAGUAACACAACUACAGGUGGAAUGUAACGAAGUUAACAUGUUAGAUGUCACAACAGAUCUAGGGACUAUAUUUUCUUCCCCAGCCAGAGGAGAUACUGAGAGUUUUGUUACCAUCUUCGCUGAAACAGCAAAGAAAGAGUCUGCUGAGGAAGCGAGCGCUGAUAACUGUGAGGAAGACUGUGAGAAGAUGGAUGGAAAUGUUUUGUGCUGUAUAUGUCAACAGACACACACAAACAGGUUAAUCUUCUGCUGUGAUACCUGCCGGAAGUGGUUUCACGGUGACUGUGUCGGCAUCAGCGAGUCUGAUGUUCAUCUCUUGCAGAAGAACGGAGAACUUUACAUCUGCUCCACAUGUUCAGAGGACCAGAAUGUCAUCAGGAAAAUCAAAAAUGCUAACAAAAUCAGCACAUUUUCGGCGGAGGAGGUUAUGGAGGAGCCGAGGUCUGUGGAGAAUGAGGUGAAAGAGGAGAUUAGCAUGUUGGAGGAGGUGGUGGAGGAUGCUCCUAAAUGUAUUGGUCCGGGCUGCAGUAAUAACGCUCUGCCAGAGUCUGUGUACUGUGGUCAUCAGUGUAUUGUGCAGCAUGCAGCCGCGGCCAUGAAGGGUCUCUCUGAAUCCAAAACCGAGACAAAACCUGCCGUUGCACCUACCAAACCGUUAAUUGCGAUCCCGAAACGGUCAUUUCUUGCAAAGCUUUUCAAGGUGAAGAUCAGUGAGAGUCCAACAUGUGAAGAGAACGAGAAUGCACAGAAAAUUAUGAAUGAUGAGUCUGUGUGUUGUGCUCCACUUACUGACUUCUCAAAUUCAUCUGAUGUCGAUAAUCAAUCCAACACAGCCCUCUCCCAGCCACGGACCGGGCUCUGUGCCGCCAUUAAAGACAAAGAAGAGCAGAGUACCGACACACAGAGCAAACCAUCAGAUCUGAUAUUAGUCAAUCAAUCUGCUGAAAAGAUACCUGUUGCCCCAGUGAUCAAGAAAUCCACUCCAGGAAGAGCCAGGAAAACCAUGCCAGGCUCUCCACGGCUGGAAAACCUUAGAGGAGGUCUUAGUAAAAGUAAACAAAACACAACAUUACCUACUGAAGACAACAAACCUCCAGAUGUCCUUCCCGUCCCGGAUGAACGUGCCACGGUCCCUCCCUCCAGUCCUCUCCAGAUCAGACAGAAGAUUCGCCGCUCACUGACCGAAGUUUUGCUUUAUGGGAUAAAAAACAGUGAUCAUUCGGACACUUCUGGGUGUGAAGUGGAAAAACUGUCUGUGAACAUAGAGAAAGAAGUGUUUAAUAUGUGUUACACCACAGAUGACGUAUACAAGAACAAAUGCCAACAUCUCCUGCUUAACCUGAAAGACGCCAAAAACAAGGAGCUAUGUCAUCAGCUUUUGAAAGGAGAAAUUUCUCCAAUGAAAGUCAUUCAUUUAAGUGAAAAGGACAUAAAAUCUGUUGAGGACACCGCUGGCGACUCUUUAGAGGAUCAUCAGAUGUCUGUAGAGGAGGAAUCUGACCCCGUGCAGGUGGAGGAAGCUCCUGCCGUACGGGUGGAGGAAGCUCCUGCCGUACGGGUGGAGGAAGCUCCUGCCGUACGGGUGGAGGAAGCUCCUGCCGUGCGGGUGGAGGAAGCUCCUGCCGUGCGGGUGGAGGAAGCUCCUGCCGUGCGGGUGGAGGAAGCUCCUGCCGUGCGGGUGGAGGAAGCUCCUGUCGUGCGGGUGGAGGAAGCUCCUGCCGUGCGGGUGGAGGAAGCUGCUGCCGUGCGGGUGGAGGAAGCUGCUGCCGUGCGGGUGGAGGAAGCUCCUGCCGUGCGGGUGAAGGAAGCUCCUGCCGUGCGGGUGGAGGAAGCUCCUGCCGUGCGGGUGGAGGAAGCUCCUGCCGUGCGGGUGGAGGAAGCUCCUGCCGUGCGGGUGGAGGAAGCUCCUGCCGUGCGGGUGGAGGAAGCUCCUGCCGUGCGGGUGGGGGAAGCUCCUGCCGUGCGGGUGGGGGAAGCUCCUGCCGUCCAUGUGAAGAGCGGCAUCACUAACUCAGAUGAGAAAUCAUGUCCAUCCCGGCGAAAGCAGACACAAGCGAAGAAAUUAAACUCAGGUGCCCCAGACAUGAUUUGCGGGAUGCUGAAGGACACAACAUCAGAACAUAAAUGCCAUCUGUUUGACCUCAAUUGCAGGAUAUGUACAGGGCAAGUAUUCACAGAUGGGGAACCUGAAACCAAGAAUCCAAACACUGAGAUGACAAAGGAUAAGACGGAAGAGAAAUCAUUGUUGGUUGUUCAUAUGAAAGAUGAAGUGUCUCCACCUGCUGCAGAAGUUUCCAGUAUAUCAGAGUCCCCAGCAUCUCCUAGUGCAGACGACCCUGAAACACACACUCCGUCAGUAGAUUGCACUCCUGUUUUGAUCCCUUCAACUCCAGUCGUGUCCAUCUCAAGAAGAGAUCCUCGAACAGCACAAUUCAGACAUCUUCUGCCAUCGUAUCCUGACCCAAAGUUUGUCUCACCGCAAUCACAACUUUCAACCCCAGGGCAGCACUUAAAAGAACCGCUUAAAGAGGCGAGGGUGGUCCCGCCCCUUGUGCCAAAAUCCAUUCUUAUGAAACCUUCAUCAACGUCGGGGCUGUCUGCUUCAUAUGGCUCAAGCACAAGGCUGAUGGAGUCUCAUACACCAUCCGACAAAGGGACAAAGCAGUUUUUAUCUAAGCAGGAGCCUUUAUGGAAGGGUUUUCUCAACAUGCCAACCGUGGCCAAAUUUGUCACCAAAGGAUAUUUAAUCUCAGGAUCCCCUGACUUUCUGAAAGAGGACCUACCAGAUACUAUCCUAAUUGGUGGCAGGAUAUUGCCACAAACAGUGUGGGAAUAUGUUGAGCUGAUAAAGACAUCUGAGGCCAAGGAGAUGUCAUUGAUUCGUUUCCAUCCAUCAUCUGAAGAAGAAGAGGUUGCAUAUGUUUCUCUGUUCUCCUAUUUCAACAGUCGAAGGAGAUUUGGUGUCGUUUCUAACAUUUGUAAACGGAUUAAAGAUCUUUACCUCAUUCCUCUGUGUGCAAGACAGUCCAUCCCUGCUGCGUUUCUGCCUAUAGAGGGACCAGGGCUUGAACAGAAUCACCCCAAUCUUUUAAUAGGGUUGGUGGUCUGUCAGAAACCAAAGCGUCCUGAGGCAUUCCUACAGGAGGUUGGUGAGAAGAAAUCCAGCGUGUUGAUCCGUUCGGAUAGUAAGGAAGCAAAUAAUCCUACCUCGUUGAAGGCUCCAAAAGUUGACAUUGGACAACAUAACACUACGACUUGUGAUCCCGAUGCCCUUGCCAAAACCUUACCAAACCUUCGUGGACCUUCAUCUUUGUUUGUGUCACCAGGCCCAUUGUACUCCUCCAUUUCUCAGUCUGGCCCAUCUACUCACUCUAGUGCAUCUCUCCAAAAACCCAUCAGUUCUGACCCACCCAGAGACGCCACCUGUUCCACCCCACUUCAGACGAUACUGAGCACAUUAUUUGGUCAAAGAACACAAAACCCUGCUGUCAAAGAGUGUGAAAUGAGCCUCUCAACAGAUAAGGUUCAACACUUUCAACAGACGUGUAAAGAAGCAGUAAACUCAGUGGAGUUAAGUGAUGAUAGGCCUUACGAUCCUGAGGAGUAUGAUCCAGCUCUUCCAUAUGAUGUUCUGGAUUGUAACGUUCCAACUACAUUGGCUGCUGCUGAUGAUGAUGAUAGACCAUAUGACCCAGAGGAGGAGUACAAUGCAGUUGACAAAGGUGGUAGUGCCAAAAAUAAUCUACCCAAAGCAUCAGAAGCUACAAAUACACAAGACAACUUGAUAGCGAACAGCGAUGUAGCCUAUGAUCCAGAGGAUGAGACUGUGUUUGAAGAAAUGCAAAGUUACCUUACAGGUAAUGUCCUAACUCACAAUAUGUUCACCAUCUGUGAACAGGCAAGCACUUCAGAUACAAAUAUGUCUGAGCAGCAGAAAAUUCUUGAAGAGUUAAAUAGGCAAAUUGAGGAACAGAAAAGGCAGCUCGAGGAACAGACCGAGACGCUUCGUCUACAGAAAGAAGCGAUUGGUGUGUCUAUGGCCCAUUUCUCUGUUUCUCAUGCUCUAAUGUCACCACCUCCAAAAUUUGGCAGAGAUGAAGAUGGCGAAAUGGAAAACCUGCCCUAUCCUACGACAAUUAAUAGCUUCAGGGAUCCAUGGAUCUGUCAAGAAACAAGCAAAGAUGUCGAGGAUGCUUCUGAAGUCAAAAUUGCAGCACAGCCAUUAUUAAACACAGAAGAGAACCAGACUGAAGUCUUAGACACAUCUGCAACCAGCAAAAAGGAGAAUUUGGAAUAUGACAAAACAUUAGCAAAUGAAGGGUCACCAGACCGUAAAACUGAACAUUUGCAGAACACUACAGGUUCCCGCUCAGAGUAUUCUAGCAGAACAAGAGACAGAAGAUCAUCAGAGAAGAGGUCAAGUCACGAACGCAGGUCCCACCACCGCGAUAGAGCGUCCUCAAGAGCGCCACAUAAAAGUAAAGACCUAAAGGAUGAUCUAGACAAAGACCACAUGAGUAGACGCUCUUCAAAGCAUCUGUCUAGGCAAAGUCGCAGUGACAGAAAAAGGUCAACAUCAUCGAGAACAAGUCGUCAUCAUCACAGAGACUCGCCGUAUAAGAGGAGAAGUGAACAUUCCACAAGAUCACACUCAAGCCGGAGAGAGCGUACUUCUCGGGAUGACAAUGACCAGUCACAAAGAACUGACCAGCAACAACCCAGACCAUCAGUGCAUUAUUCCGGACCUUCAGAGCCUGAUUGUGUGCAGGGUCCAGGCAGCAAUGAAAUGCUUGACGAGACUGUUUGUUUUAGGAAGAAACAAGAUGUAGAAGGUCAGCAAUGUGACUUUUCAAAUCCAAAGCACCAGAAAGGAAGCAGCCAGACCCCUGCCACAUGCCAAUUACUUGGGGGCGAUUCUCAAAAUGAGAGUGCAUUUGGGAGAAAUCAGUUGUUUUCUGGUCAUUCUGAAAUGAAGAGAAAUAAUUUGCCCCUCAGCAAAAUUGACUGCUCCUCUGAACAAGGAGCAUCACUGUCAUCACCCUUUAUGCAGAAUGUAAAAACUGCCCAGCCUUUAAACAACACUGCACCACCUCAAAUACAGAUAGAUGUUCCUCACCUGGAUUCAGCGAGUCAAUGCAUUGAGAUGGAAGCACCAUCUAGCCGGCCACCUUGUAACCAAACAGCUCGUUUUUCUGAUUCAAACCAUAUGAAUCAAGAGCGAGGUCCACCAUCAAUGCAAAAGAAAAACAAUUUAUCCAGUUUAGGGGAUUGCCCACAAAGAUCUUUCCAGUCACAACAUAGAGACUUUCCACAUUCCAACAACAGCCAGUUGAAGUGCAGGAAUGAAUCUAACUCAGAUGAACUAACUCGGAAAAAAAGACGAGAGUUUUCAUUUCACGAGGUAGACCGCAACAAACAGUUAAAAUUGUCUGACAAGCAGGAAGGAUUUACUACUUGUGAGCUUGACAAGUCUGAAAAGCAAAUGUAUCCUAAUCACAUUAGAAGAAAAAUAGUAACACCGGAGAGGACAAAACUUGUACAUCAAGGGAGUAAACAAUCCAGGCCACCCCAGUCACAGGAAUGCAAUGUUCAAGAACCAGAAAUCUUUAGUUUCCAACAGAAUAAAGGUCAACCUUACAUGAAGGGACAAAGAUUUCAGGGAGAUGAGUCUUCUCAGUUUCAGCAAAGAGGGUCACUCUUAGGUCCUGGAGAUAGGGACAAUUUCAGAAUUCUUCAUCCUCAAGAGCAUUUUCAACCUCAGGCAUUAAACACUUUAUGUUUUGAUAAAAGCAAACCUUCAAGAGAGCCUCUGUCCAUGGGAAAAUUUGGUCAGCCCAAGAUCUCCAACACGAGUACUUCUGUACCCUCUCAAUCCAUUCAGUCUUCACGGUCCGGUCCAUUUCAGCAUGGCUUGGACAGUCACAGCAGUUCAGGUCAGAUAAGGCAUGGCGUCACAGGCCCCAUGACUCUCGAAGAGCCAUCUGAAGGGCAGUUUAACAACAGAGAUGCACAGCUGUCACACUGUAAUUCCCCCAAACGCUUUGCUGUGCCUAGACAGUUUAACAAUGAACCGUUUGACAACAGGGAAUCCAAUAGGCCACAUCUUAAUAAUACAAAAGGUUAUGCAACAUUUGAACAGUUUAAUGAAGGACAUCCUGAUUACAGAGGUUUUUCACAUAAGCAUCCUAAAAGGUCAAGAGGGCAUCUUCCUCAGCAUGACCAACCAUCUGGAGAGGAUGCAGAAGACUCCAGGACCCAGACAUGUUUGCCAAAACAGUCUCAGAAGCCAACUUGUGAGGAAUCACAUAGCCUGUUUGAAGGCCAUGGACAUCCAGAAAUCAGAAGUCAAUCAAGAGGACCUCACCGAUCAGGAUUAAGAGGACAAAAUAGGGGAAAUGUAGAGACACAUUUUGCAAGGGGUCAUGAUAUGAGGGCACAAAUGAGGGGACCUCGCUUUGACUUAACACAACAGUUUAUGGGACAAAAAGAACCAUCUCCUAAUUAUCGUGGUCAGAGAAGGCGUUCACCUCAAAACCGUGAUAGUUUUGAGGAACAUCAUGAAUCGCAAUCAUCUGGUUUUCCCAGCAAUUCAGUCACCACACUUAGCCAAUUUAAUAAGCCAGAACAUCAAAAUACUUGUGAGAUUCAGAAUUUGUGGCAACCUCAGCUGCACUUUGAGCGUGCUCCCGGACAGACAAAUAUUCGCCCUUUACGGCUAUCGGGUCCGUUACUCCCUACUCCGCUAGGAUGCCGAAUUAGGCCAAACACUCCCCGGCUACAGAGGCCUAACUUGCACAGUGAAUGCGACAGGUCUUCCAUGAGACAACAUCCAAUUACAAAUGACAUUGCUGGACCAUGGGUUCAUGGGGAGAGGCCAAGCAUUGGUCACAGUAUUAAACCUCAGCAAAGUGAUCACUCAGAAAGUCUCAAUGGGGAAGAACAAAGAAUGGGUUAUGAAGGUAGAAGGGGGCAACAAAGUGUCCAGCCCUGUAGUUAUAGAGGGGCAAGAGAAAGAAAUAGCAUUAGAAGAAGGGCUAGAAAAAGGCCACAUUUUGGAAAGAUUAGUCAUAACAACAGAGAGACAGAAUAUGCUUAACAAAUGACUAGAGAGACUUGUAAGUUUAGAAAUGAAUAUUGUGCACAAGUGAAAGAAUUGAUAGAACUUGUAAUCAGUCAUAAACCUUGUUUUGGAAACUGACUUUUUUUAUAUAUACAAACUUGAGUUAUAACUUUUGGCUGUUCAGAAAAUGUUUUGGAGUUUGUUGAGACUUAAUCUGAGCAGGACAUUAAAAUGGAAAGGAAGCUUAACAUUUUAGAUUUUUAUCUCCUGCAGUGCAGUUGAUUUUUGUUCUCAAAGAAUAUACGUAACUGUACAUUUGUGUUCAUAUAUUUUAGGCCAUUUCCUAAAUGUACAUUUAUAAGUCACUCGGAAUCUCAAGAUGUGUUGUGUACAUUUAAUUGAGUAAAAAAACGAACCUUAAAGCCAGUCUAUAAUUGUUUUUCUUUAAAUUUUACCUGGAUGUAAAUGUGUGUAAUAUUUGUGAUCAUAUUAAUGCAGUUCUGGAUAAACAACUCCUUGUUUUAUGAGAUUAUAACAUUGAAAGGAAACAUUGACCUCUUAGCCAGCACUGCCAUUUAGCGUACCCAAAAAGGAAAUGGCUACAGUCAUAGCGAGACCCAUUUAAUCCAUACACAAGUUAAUCUAUGCACAGGUUUUGGGAGGGACAAUUUGGCAUCUCCAUUUUGCCUAACUUGCAUGUUUUUGGCCUGUUGGAGGAAACCAGAGUAAACCCACUGUGACACAGGGACCUUCUUCCUGUGAGGCAACAGUGCUACCCACUGAGCUACUGUGCUGCCCCAAAACAUGCUAAUUAAACACACUAUUUUAUUAAAAAAAGUUAAAGGUUAAUAUAAAAUAAUAAUAAAAAAGAAUUGC
Molecule: messenger RNA, 8606 nt
Organism: Paramisgurnus dabryanus
Lineage: Eukaryota; Metazoa; Chordata; Actinopteri; Cypriniformes; Cobitidae
Source: RefSeq, a predicted model, not a curated record